Messenger RNA from Poecilia reticulata (guppy), 3450 nucleotides. RefSeq names its product engulfment and cell motility 3 (gene elmo3). Gene Ontology annotation, biological process: cell motility; actin filament organization. NCBI's taxonomy places the organism in Eukaryota, Metazoa, Chordata, Actinopteri, Cyprinodontiformes, Poeciliidae. The record is from RefSeq and is a predicted model, not a curated record.
GGUCUAACAGGUGCAGCAUUUGGCUUCUCUAAUGUUUUUAUUUCUGAUUUUAUUAUUGAACUUCAACACUAAAGAGUGAAGAAACAUUUUAUUGUUCUAAACUGAGAUAAUCAAACCACGCAGGCCUUGUUCAAUGAGUGUUUCUAUUGCAAUAAAAUAAUCGGACCAAUCAUCCCUGCUUUUAUCCAGAUUUAGAUCCUGAGUUGGUCCACUUUUAUUGUGAAAAUCCCGAACCGGAGACGGCACCGUAAUCCCGCAGUUAACACCCAGACCAAGCCAAAGUGAAGUGCUCGACUGCUGCCAACCCGGAACUUUUUGACCCUUUAGUAAUCCCAGAAGUCGGGGGUUCUGGAACUUCCCGUCGGUUCCGUGUUGGUUCGGUAGGCAGGUCCAGCUUUCCGGACCCAUCUGGUUCCGCCCGGAGGAGAAGCCAAGAAGCGGCUCCGAUGUUCUCCGAGUGACCGCGGCGGUUCCCGUAGGACAGAAGUUUUCAGAGCAGGUUGCAGCGGCAGAGCGUAGCGGCCAUCAUGCCGCAGCAGAAGGACAUCGUGAGGAUCGCCAUCCAGAUGCCCGGGGCGUUGCCGCAGCUCAUCCAGCUGGACCAGAAAAAGCCUCUGUCUGCGGUCAUCAAGGAGGUCUGUGACGGCUGGAACCUUCCGGGUCCCGAUAACUACGCCCUGCAGUACGAUGGAGUCCAGAUGUACAUCACCGAGUCGAACCGCCUGGACAUCAAGAACGGCUGCAUCCUGCGUCUGACCAAAGCCCCGGGUCGCUGUGCCGACGACCUUCACAGGGGCAUCCAGAGCUCGGACGGCGGCGUGCGCUGCGACUCGCUGAAGGAGCUGGCGAGCGUCUCGCGGGACGUGACCUUCGCUCAGGAGUUCAUCAACCUGGACGGACACAACCUGCUGGUCAAGAUAGUGGAGGAGUCCAGAGAGAGCAACCAGAUCAUGACUCACACGCUGACCGGCUUCACGGAGCUGAUGGAUCACGGCAUCGUUUCCUGGGAGAAUCUCUCCGCCAUCUUCAUCAAGAAGAUUGCCGGUUUCGUCAACUCCUCGUCCACAGACGUGUCGAUGCAGCAGGUGUCCCUGGACAUCCUGGAGAACAUGGUUCUGAGCAGCCGCCAGCUGUUCCUGCAGGUCAAGCAGGAGGUCACCAUGGAGAGGCUGGUCGCCCACCUGCAGGUGGCGAACCAGCAGAUCCAGACCAAAGCCAUGGCUCUGCUCAUGGCCCUGCUGCAGACGGCUGAGGACGCGGACAGACAGGAAAUGUUCGCCUUCCUGAACAAGAAGAACGUCCGUCAGUACAUCUAUAAGGACAUCAUCCUGUCCUCCAGUCCCGUCCAGGAUGAGAUGGCCCACCACCUCUACGUCCUGCAGUCGGUCACACUGAACCACCUGGAGACGCGCAUGAGGACGCCGCUGGACUGCUACAGCCAGGAGCAGCGGGACGCGCUGCACGGCCUGCGCCAGGCGGCGUUCGAGACGGACAGCGAGAACAGCCUGAGCCACGAGCGCCGCCGCUCGCUCUGUGCCAAGGAGUUCAAGAAGCUGGGCUUCUCUAACAACAGCAACCCGGGUCAGGACCUGGUGCGGACGCCUCCUGGUCUGCUGGCUCUGGACACCAUGUUUUACUUUGCGACUCGCUAUCCGGACGCCUACAGCAGGUUCGUCCUGGAGAACAGCAGCAGGGAGGACAAACACGAGUGUCCUUUUGCCCGCAGCAGCAUCCAGCUCACACUCAUCCUCUGUGAGAUCCUGCGCAUCGGAGACCCCCCCUCGGAGACGGGCUCCAGCUUCCACCCCAUCUUCUUCAGCCAGGACCGGCUGCUGGAGGAGCUGUUCUGCGUCUGCAUUCAGCUGCUCAACAAGACCUGGAAGGAGAUGCGCGCCACGCAGGAAGACUUCGACAAGGUGAUGCAGGUGGUGAAGGAGCAGAUCACCCGGACGCUGGCCAGCAAGCCCACAUCGCUGGAGCUGUUCAAGAACAAGGUCAACGCGCUGAACUACAGCGAGAUCCUGAAACUGCGGCAGACGGAGCGGCUGCACCAGGAGGAGACGCUGGCGCCGCCCGUCCUAGAGCUGAAAGAGCGCCUGAAGCCGGAGCUGCUGGAGCUGAUCCGCCAGCAGAGACUCAACCGGCUCUGCCAGGGAACCAUGUUCAGGAAGAUCAGCAGCCGGAGGCGGCAGGACAAACUGUGGUACUGCCGCCUGUCGCCCAACCACAAGAUGCUGCACUACGGCGACGUGGAGGAAGACGCAGAGAACCCGGCCAUCGAGACGCUGCAGGACAAGAUCCCAGUGGCAGAUAUCAAAGGUUUGCUGACCGGGAAGGACUGUCCUCACAUGAAGGAGAACAAGGGCAAGCAGACCAAGGAAGUCCUGGAUUUGGCCUUCAGCAUCACCUACGAUGUGGAGGAGUGCAGCCUGAACUUCAUCGCCCCCUCCAGGACAGACUUCUGCCUGUGGACGGACGGACUGAGCGUCCUGCUGGGCCGGGACAUGAGCAGCGAGUCGAUGCGCAGCGAGCUGGAGAUCCUGCUGUCCAUGGAGAUCAAGCUCCGCCUCCUGGACCUGGAGAACGUCCCCAUCCCCGACGGCGCCCCCGCCGUGCCCAAACCGCCCAGCAACUACAACUUCUGCUACGACUUCAGCCAGACGGAGCAGUAGGCCAGCUCUGGGCGGGUUCUGGUUCUGGACGGGGUCCGGCCCGUCCAUCCCGGCUCCUCUUCUUAUCUGACAGAUUUCAGCUCUUUACUGAGGGCGGUUCCGUAGAACCGAUCCAGAUCUUCUUGCAGAACCAGUUUUAAUCCAGAAAGCAGCAGCUGACCCGUUUCCAGCUGCCAGGAGACCCUGGUUCUUCCUGGUUCUUCCUGGCACUUCCUGGCUCUUUCUGGUACUUUCUGGCACUUCUUGGUUCUUCCUGGUACUUUCUGGCUCUUCCUGGUUCUUUUUGGCACUUCCUGGCUCUUUCUGGCACUUCCUGGCUCUUCCUGGUUCUUCCUGGUACUUCCUGGUUCUUUGGUACUUUCUGGCUCUUCCUGGUUCUUUGGUACUUUCUGGCACUUCCUUGCUCUUCCUGGCUCUUCCUGGUACUUCCUGGUUCUUCCUGGCUCUUCCUGCCUGAGCGGUGCGGCUGCUUGUGUGACGAUGCAUUUAAAGUGUCUUGACAUUCAGAGAAUCGUUGCUUCGCUCCAGUUCGGCCCAAACGCUCCAGACUUUUAGAAAACGGUUCUGGUGCUGCAGCGAAUCAAACCGUUUUUCUGUUUCCAUGCGGUUCAGAAACUGUGGAGCUUUUUUGCAUCAGUUUCAACAGAUUUUGUACCAAAUCUGGUUAUUCCUGUACGAUUCGGUGUUUCGGUACGUGACUGAAGGCUUCGGUCGGCUCAUUUCAACUGAUUUCACUUUAAUGCUUUUUAUGAAUUUACACCAAUAAACAGUUUGAAUU